UAGAAGAAACUUAACCUAAUCUCAAUUGAGUAGUAGUUCCCCCGUUGAAACUUCCACCUUUCGAAUUACCGAUAGAAGGAAAAACGAAACAGAAAUUUUGCGAAUAUAAUCUUGGCUUUUAUCGUUAUAAUUCUAGAGAAUAUUGUCUAGAGGUUUUCUAAUUCAUUCUUAUGCAUAACCUAACCUAAUCGCAAUUAAGAAAUGGUUCCCGUUCAAACUUCCACGUUUCGAAUUAGUGAUGAGUGGAAAAACGAAACGGAAACUCCGCGAAUAUAAUAUUGCCUUUUAUUGUUACAAUUCUAGAGAAUAGUAGAGGUUUUCUCGUUCAUUCUUAGCGUAACUUGCGGCACCGACGAUUUAAACGAUUAUUAUCAACACUGUGUGCCGGCGGUGUCGACCGAGAUGUCAAAUUUGUUUUACGGUCUGAUUAUAAUACUCGGAUUCACAGUUUUCAACGCUGAAUGUUCGAAUGGAGACAGAUCAACUUACUACAGAGAAUGCCUUCGAAAAUGCUACACGAUAAACUGCACUACAGACAUGAGCUUCAAGGAAAGCGCACCUCUGGAUUUAAGGCUAUUAUUAUGGACAUGCGACGACAACUGUCGUUACAUUUGCAUGUGGAAAACCGUAGACUAUUUUGCUUCUCAAGGCUGGAACAUUCCUCAAUUUUAUGGAAAGUGGCCAUUUGCUCGAAUGCUGGGCCUACAAGAGCCGGCUUCUGUAAUAUUUUCCAUACUAAACUUCCAAGUGCAUUACACGAUGUACAAAAAGUUUAAACAGGCUAUAAGACCUUCCAAUCCUAUGAAAUUAGCCUGGAGUUACUUUAGCAUUGUGUGCAUGAAUGGGUGGAUCUGGUCUACAGUGUUUCAUGCACGUGAUAAAACUUUCACAGAAGUGAUGGAUUAUUCUUGCGCAUUUGCCAUGGUUCUAACUUUUUUAUACUGUGUGAUGUUACGCAUAGCAUUGGAAAACUAUAGAGCAGUCAUUUUUGUAACUUGCGGAUAUUUGACCGUACUCUAUACACAUCUGUCUCAUUUAUGGUCUGGGAAAAUAAAUUACGGGUAUAAUAUGAAGUUCAACCUGGCCCUUGGACUCCUCACAUUCCUCGUGACAAUGGCUUGGUGGUAUCGCAACCGAAAAGAACUUGAACACGCAUCAUUGAUUGCCUGGUUCAAUAUUGGGACCGUUUUAGUUACGUUACUAGAAGUUGCCGACUUCCCUCCAAUUCUGUGGACACUUGAUGCCCAUUCCUUAUGGCACGCUUCCACCGUACCACUGGCGAUACUUUUGUAUCGAUUCAUCAUUCAAGACUGCAAACAUUUACAAAAAUUGGCAGAGAAGAUUUAAUUGAAUACCGAUUGUAUUCCGUUAAAUAGCGCCGCUAUCAGAAGAUUGGAACUUGAAUCAAAGUUAUCAUUAUUUUGAUUAAUUCAUCUUGGUUACUUUUUUUUUAGAGCAAAAAAGAUUUCAUGCCCAUCACUGAAUCGCGACGUUAAACGAGUAACCGAAAUUUCGUUCAAUUUGGGAAGUUUCAAAUUUAACAAGUUUUAUUUUUAAAUUAUUAUAAAUGACCAGUUAUCUUUUAGCGCGACU
Messenger RNA from Neodiprion fabricii, 1593 nucleotides. It is a transcript of the gene PGAP3, whose product is annotated as post-GPI attachment to proteins factor 3. Lineage: Eukaryota; Metazoa; Arthropoda; Insecta; Hymenoptera; Diprionidae. The record is from RefSeq and is a predicted model, not a curated record. The coding region runs from base 403 to 1347 and encodes 314 amino acids. Gene Ontology annotation, biological process: GPI anchor biosynthetic process. Gene Ontology annotation, cellular component: endoplasmic reticulum membrane. The transcript has 7 exons. Gene Ontology annotation, molecular function: hydrolase activity, acting on ester bonds.